AUGCCCUUCUGUGUUCUUGGGGCUUUGGAAAAUGCUGACCUUCUCUCACUGCAUGUGUUCCUGGUGAAGAUGUAUAUUAACCGUGACGACUAUAACCGCACCGAGCCCUUACAUAUAGCCUGUAAGGUGCUGUGCAUGAAAGGCAGCAGUGUGACAAUGCACUCAGUGCAAGUUGCCAUGGAGAUGAUCCAGGCAGUUGCAAAGAAAGAUUAUGCGAUGCUCCAUGUCUGGAUCUUGUCAGGGGUGGACAUGUACAGUAAGGACUACAAUGACCGCACUGCUAUGUACCAAGCAGUCACAAUGAAAGAUGAAGCCAUGAUUCACAGGCUGCUACAGUAUGAAGCAGAACCUCUGGAAAAGGAUGUGUUUUUGAGGCAGACAGCACUGAACCAGCCAAGGCUUCGUAAUGACGCAAACAUGUCACUGCUUGACCCUCUCUUCACCUCUCUUCAGCUUGCCCACCCACAGAAGAAGAAAUGA
Colossoma macropomum (tambaqui) is the source of this 480-nucleotide messenger RNA. RefSeq names its product L-asparaginase. The coding region runs from base 1 to 480 and encodes 159 amino acids. Gene Ontology annotation, molecular function: protein binding. The transcript has 5 exons. The record is from RefSeq and is a predicted model, not a curated record. Lineage: Eukaryota; Metazoa; Chordata; Actinopteri; Characiformes; Serrasalmidae.